CUCCUUCGUAAAUAAAUAAGGAAAAAAUAGUACAAACUCAACAUGCAGAAAUACACUGUGAAGAAAUUUCAGCGAGGUUCGACAUUGAAACUAAUAUUUUCUGUAGUAAGACCGAAAUCUGAUUACGCUGAUAUUGUCACAGAAAAGAUUAACCUUGAUGAUUUGGCCGAAGUGAUUGUGAUAUUCAAGAAUUCCAAUAAUUCCAAUACUUCCAAUCCUAGUACAGAUCUUCAUAUUAGUAUGAAGAUUAAGAAAAAGGAGCGAGCCAGAAACUUCAUACUUCCCAUUAAAAUUGUUUGCGAUGAAUUUCAAGAACAAUUGUUUUGUUCUGACAUUUGGGUGGAAAACCGGAUUAAAGUAAAAUCACAUGAUGUUAGUUUUGCAUUAAAUGGGUUUUCAUCCAGCGGAUAUAAUAAACAAGAGACUGUGUUGCUGUAUUGUUUUGAAAUAAAUUUUACUAUUCAAGCCAAACCCGCGACGAUGCCUAUAGGGUCAAUUUUGACUAAUGAACUCUACUUGGACGAGGAGUUUACAGACUUCGAACUGCAAGGGACAGAUGGCGCUGUGGCUGUUCACAGAUCAAUUCUGCUCGCUCACAGUGACAUGGCUAAGACUAUGCUGCGCAGAGUAGAAUGGAAGGAAAGCAAAAAUGGCUGCAUGCAAAUAGAUGGAGCUACUAAAAACACCUUGGAUCACCUGAAGGCCUACAUGUACUUAGGGAUUCUACCUGAAGAGAGCCUUGAGCCGUUAUUGUUGAUUGCUCAAUGUUAUCUUUUAGAUAAAUUGAAAACCGAUUGUAUCUCUAAACUUGUAAGUACAGUGAAACCGCAAGAUAUUGCUGGUGUCGUCAAAUUUGCUUGCGAGAAUAAUAUGCCUGAUCUGAUGACAGCCAUAUUGUUUGAAACGCCAGACAAUAUUGUUACAAGUGCAUAUCGGGUAGAGAUUGAAAGUAGAAUACUAAAUAAUAACUGAUUGAU
Leguminivora glycinivorella is the source of this 977-nucleotide messenger RNA. RefSeq lists its product as uncharacterized. The record is from RefSeq and is a predicted model, not a curated record. The transcript has 2 exons. Lineage: Eukaryota; Metazoa; Arthropoda; Insecta; Lepidoptera; Tortricidae. Gene Ontology annotation, molecular function: ubiquitin protein ligase binding. Gene Ontology annotation, biological process: proteasome-mediated ubiquitin-dependent protein catabolic process; regulation of proteolysis. Gene Ontology annotation, cellular component: cytoplasm. The coding region runs from base 43 to 972 and encodes 309 amino acids.